AUGGCCGAUUCGCGGACAAGCAGCUCCUCCUUAGACUUUCACCGGGAACAUGGAUCCCACCACACACACCAUUGGAUAUCGUUCCCCGGAAUGCAUUUUGGUCGCUCGAGCAAGGAGACAAACACCUCGGCGCCGGCAACUCUUGAUUGGCAGCUUGAAUCACCCCCUCUCGUUAUGUACGGCGACCCACAAACAAGCAGCGGGGCGCUGCUUUCGGGCCAAUUGUUUCUGGACAUCAAAGAAGAAGGCUUGGAGAUCGAGACGCUCGUCGCAACCCUUAACAUCCGAGUCACCCAGAAGAGGCCGUUUGCGAACCAUUGUGCAGAUUGCGCAAACCAGCGCACAGAGCUGAAGCGGUGGGAGUUGAUUCAACACCCGCUUGUUAUGGCCAAAGGCGAGCAUUCGUUUCCUUUCUCAGUGUUGCUGGAAGGGCACCUUCCAUCCAGCAUGGACAGCCCGCUGGUUUCAAUUUCGUACGAGUUCAAGGCCGAGGCCAUUCCCAGAGUCAAUUCCUGCUCGCUGCCACCCAUCCUGCUUGAAAAGACGCUCGAUGUUCGGCGCAGCCUUCCGACUUCCGAGACACCUCAUCACUCGGUCCGCGUCUUUCCGCCAACCAAUAUCAAAGCCAGCGCACACUACCCCCAUGUAAUUCACCCAAUUGGCAGCUACACACUAUCGCUCCGUCUCGACGGUAUCGCCAAGCUUAAUGCGAAGGUCAACACGGUCGAAUACUGGAAGCUGAAGAAGCUGACCUGGAAGCUCGAAGAGACAACAAAGACGAUCGCACCAGCAUGUGAGCGGCAUAGCCCGAAACUAGGCGAAGCUGCUGAGCAGCAGAGCAAAAAGGGCGUCGUUCGCUCGGAAACCCGAAUCAUUGGGGAGAAGACAUUAUUCUCUGGUUGGAAGAGCAACUACACGAGCGCCACGGACAGUGUUGUCGAACUAGAGCUGGAUUAUAGUCUGGCAAAGAAUGCGAAGUAUGCGUGCGACAGCAAGAGUCGUGACGGGACUGAGGUGACCCACCAACUCAUAGUCGAAAUGGUUGUCUCACAGGAAUGGGCCCCUGUCAACAAGCCGUCUCUCGUGACGCAUACUGGUGUUGGGCGCAUCUUGCGGAUGCACUUUGGCACCAUCCUCACGGAGCGGGCGGGAAUCGGCAUCAGCUGGGACAACGAGGCCCCUCCCAUCUAUCAGGAUGUGCCCCCUAGCCCUCCCGCCUACUCUGAGGAAGCCAACUUGUCGGCCGAGAAUUCAAUUGCCGAUCUGAUUGAGCCCCUAGACGGUGCCCAGGCGCAAGGGGAUAUCUCGCGCAUCUAA
Messenger RNA from Thermothelomyces thermophilus ATCC 42464, 1317 nucleotides. RefSeq lists its product as uncharacterized. Gene Ontology annotation, molecular function: protein-macromolecule adaptor activity; ubiquitin protein ligase binding. Gene Ontology annotation, biological process: ubiquitin-dependent endocytosis. The transcript has 2 exons. Bases 1 to 1317 code for a protein of 438 amino acids. The record is from RefSeq and is a predicted model, not a curated record. Gene Ontology annotation, cellular component: plasma membrane; cytoplasm; cytosol. Lineage: Eukaryota; Fungi; Ascomycota; Sordariomycetes; Sordariales; Chaetomiaceae.